GCAGCCGUUCCGUUCCAGUUCCACCACCCGCGCCUCAUCCACAACCAAACGGGCGCGACAUGUGCUCGACGUUUUCCCUCUGAGACCACGCGGCCAUGGCGCUCGCCUUCCUCCCACCCGCGCCCGCAGUCCACCAUCCGCCGCGCCCCCUCAAUCCCCCGCCGCUCGCGUGCGCCACCAACACCGGCUUCUCUUUCCUUUUCCCACCGUCCUCCCGCUGGCCCUCCCUGCAGAGGGCCAGCUCCGCGGCAGCCGGUGAUGGCGCCGGCUCGUCAGAAGCGCCGGGCGACAGCUCGCUCGACGCAGACCUCCUCAGGAGGGUCUCCGGGGUAGAGGACGCGGACCGAGCGUUGGACAUUAUCGCGGAGUCGCUGGGAGGCGGGGCUGGCUCCGGCUCGAAAGCGUCCCUCGACGCGUCCGACUGCAAUGCGAUAUUAGCGGCGGCGCUUGACCGGGGCAACGUCGACCUCGCGCUCUCCGUCUUCGACGCGAUGCGCUCCGGCCUGGCGCGAGUGGGGCGCUGGAGUUGGGCAAGGCCGGACGCGCGGACCUACGCGUUGCUGGUCCAGCGAUUGGCGGCGGCUCUGCGCGUUUCUGACGCUAUCAGGAUAGUCGACUACGUGUCCCGUGCGGGUGUAUCUUCUGCAGAGGAGUUACUGCAGGUCCCGUUUGGCAUAACUGUUCGCUGUCCAACCUGCAUGGUGGCAAUUGCUGUUGCGCAGCCUCAGCAUGGAACUCAGGUGGUUUCUUGUUCGAAGUGCCGGUACCAAUAUGAACUAUUUUCUGGAGACGUUACAAGCAUCGAGUCAGAAGAAGUGAGCAUGGAUAUUUCAGCUUUUGAGAAGGCCUUGCAAUUUAUAAAUGUGAUGAAAGAUGAUCUUCCAGCUGCCGUUCACUCUAUCGUGAUCCGGACACCCUCAGGAACAGCCCGCACACAUAGAUUUGCUACCAGGACUGUUGAACUGCCUGCUCAAGGAGGAGAAAGAGUGACCAUUUCCUUGGCUGCCCCAGCCAAUGCUUAUCGUCAGAUGGGUCCCCUCAAGAUUGCGGCACGCUCAAAAGGGUUUAGUCCAGGAGAACCCAUGUGCCUCACUAACCAUGUCAGUGGAGAGAUCUCAAAGUUGCUAAGAGUGCCAUCAAAGAAUGCGGGACCAUUGUUUCUUAGUCCUUAUCUAGUUGUCGGUGCUGUUGCUUUGCUUGCUUCUGGAGAUGCUGUUUCUGCAUUCAUUGAUCCAAGUCUCCCUAGACUAAUUACAGCAACUGUCAUUGCAUCGGCUGCUGUAGGAACAACACUAAAUCAAGUGAUCCUGCCAGAGACACGAAAGCUUCCACAAAAGGCGGUAGACAUAGUUGCCGUACAGCAGAAACUCUUAUCUCAAUAUGACAUGCUUCAAAGUCGUCUUAAGGAUCUGAAACGGCUUGUUGAAAAAGAGGUGUGGAUGCUUGCAAGAAUGUGUCAGUUGGAGAACAAGAUAUUAGCAGUAGGCGAACCAUCAUAUCGUGCUCGACGUGGUAGAGUGAAGAGGGUACGGAAAAGCUUGGAAACUACGCUGUUGGCAAAGAUUGAGCUGAUGGAAAGUUACGCAAAAUUAUGUUCUAUGAUUGAAAUUGAAGUUGAAAUGGACUCUGACGUUAUCGUUGCUGAAGCAGCAACCGGUGCAGAAAGAAUAUCAGAACAAAUUGAACAGUUGAUGGAGAUUGACAGUCUUGAAGAGCAAUGGCGUAUACAAGCUGAGGCUAAUGAUGAAGCAGAAAGGCUUCUUGGUUCAGAUUCUUCAGAAGCAUUGUCUGCUGAGCGUGUAUGAUGAAAUUUUGGCUGGGCACAGUGACUUGUGAAGACGAUGAUUCCGAUACAGAAGACAAAUUUAUUGCUGUGUAGAACCAUGUAUUCCCCCAUAACAUCGAAGUGAAUAUUGCAAAGAACUGAGAUCUCUAGCACACACUUGACAGUACAGAUCACGACAAGCUUAUGGAUGGAAGCAAAUGAAAGAUGUUUAUACAGAGACAAAAGAAUGUCAAAACCCUGAAGAGUCAUGAGAUGCUCGAGGCAGUUCAAGGACUGUGGCUUGGUUUUGUUAGUUGCUUUAGCAUGCUCCUUGGAGUUGGCAAAAGAAUCUGAUGCUGGCUUCUAAAUGGCUUCGUGUAACUUUUAUAAUUGUUGUGUUGAACGGUGGGACUGUAACUGUACAUAAGUGCGUAAAUUGAAUUGCAACACAUUUUUGUCAUGCC
Molecule: messenger RNA, 2229 nt
Organism: Triticum aestivum (bread wheat)
Lineage: Eukaryota; Viridiplantae; Streptophyta; Magnoliopsida; Poales; Poaceae
Exons: 13
Coding region: 96-1805 (569 amino acids)
Molecular function (GO): protein binding
Source: RefSeq, a predicted model, not a curated record